Chilo suppressalis (striped riceborer) is the source of this 948-nucleotide messenger RNA. NCBI's taxonomy places the organism in Eukaryota, Metazoa, Arthropoda, Insecta, Lepidoptera, Crambidae. The record is from the annotation of a GenBank genome assembly.
AUGCCCAGGGUUCAACGCUCACCUCCUUCGAUGUCGAACAUAAACUUAGCGGAAACGCAGUCUGAACCUGAUUUAUCGAAAUCCGUAUUGGAGAAUAAGGCAGUGGAUGAUAGUGUCAACUUACCCCCUCGGAAUAAACGGCCAAGAACGGAGGUGUCACCUGUAAAAUCUGACAUAUUGGAUAUGAUAUAUACUCGUGAUGCUAACCUAAUGAAGCUUAUUGAAAAUCAAAAUUGCGUUCUGAAUAAACUAGUGGCAGAUGUUGCAGAAAUAAAAUCUCAAAAUGCGCAGAUUCAAAAAACGAAUCAAGAUAUAGAAAAUUCUAUCAGUUUUAUAAAUCAGCAAUACGAAGACAUGAAGCUUAGAAUCGAAAUAUUGGAAAAAGAACGGACUGAACUCAGAAACUAUACGGAAACUUUGGAAAAUAAAUUAAGGGACCUUCAGUUAAAUGCACGAAAUGCGUCAAUAGAGAUAAGGAAUGUACCAGCCACGGAUAAGGAAACAUUCACGGAUCUUGUUUCGAUCGUAACAAAAAUCGGCAUGACAAUUGAUCGAAACGUUUCUCUUUCUGACAUACGAGACGUUCGUCGUUUGCCGGCAAAACCAGGCGCCAAUAAACCCAUAAUUGUAGAAUUUGUUUGCGUACAAACAAAACACCAAUUUUUGGCAUGUUCUAAGUCAUUUAAUAAGAAAAAAACAAAUGAAGUGAAACUCAACACGUCUCACAUUGGAGUUCCUGGCGAGCAAAGGCCUGUAUUUGUGGACGAGUAUCUUCCACCCACAAUGAAAAAGCUUUUCUAUUAUUCCAGAGAGUUUGCGAAACAACAUAAGUACAUGUUCUGCUGGUCUUCAAAUGGCAAUAUAUUUCUACGUAAAGAACUCACGACCAAACAAAUUCUAAUCAAAACCGAACAAUGCUUAGCUAAUUUACUGAAGCAGUCGCAGUGA